Molecule: messenger RNA, 4154 nt
Organism: Mandrillus leucophaeus (drill)
Lineage: Eukaryota; Metazoa; Chordata; Mammalia; Primates; Cercopithecidae
Gene: SUDS3
Product: suppressor of defective silencing 3 homolog (S. cerevisiae)
Exons: 12
Coding region: 1-879 (292 amino acids)
Biological process (GO): negative regulation of transcription by RNA polymerase II
Cellular component (GO): Sin3-type complex
Molecular function (GO): histone deacetylase binding
Source: RefSeq, a predicted model, not a curated record
AUGUUCUCCCCACCCGCCCCCCUCCCGGAAACAGACACGGAGGAUGCUAGUGAAACUGACCUGGCAAAGCAUGAUGAAGAAGACUAUGUAGAAAUGAAGGAACAGAUGUAUCAGGACAAACUGGCUUCUCUCAAGAGGCAGUUGCAACAACUACAAGAAGGUACAUUACAGGAAUACCAGAAGAGAAUGAAAAAACUAGAUCAGCAGUACAAAGAGAGGAUACGGAAUGCAGAACUCUUCCUCCAGCUGGAAACUGAACAAGUGGAACGAAAUUACAUUAAAGAAAAGAAGGCAGCAGUGAAGGAAUUUGAAGACAAGAAGGUUGAGCUGAAAGAGAACCUGAUUGCUGAGCUAGAAGAAAAGAAGAAAAUGAUUGAAAAUGAAAAGCUGACAAUGGAACUGACUGGAGAUUCUAUGGAGGUGAAACCUAUCAUGACCAGAAAGUUGCGGAGGCGGCCAAAUGAUCCCGUCCCCAUCCCAGACAAGAGGAGGAAACCUGCUCCAGCCCAGCUAAACUAUUUGUUAACAGAUGAACAGAUCAUGGAGGAUCUGAGAACAUUAAAUAAGCUUAAGUCACCCAAGAGACCAGCAUCUCCAUCCUCUCCUGAGCACUUGCCUGCGACACCCGCGGAAUCUCCAGCCCAGAGGUUUGAAGCUCGGAUAGAAGACGGCAAACUGUACUAUGACAAAAGAUGGUACCACAAGAGCCAGGCCAUCUAUCUGGAGUCAAAGGACAACCAGAAACUGAGCUGCGUGAUCAGUUCUGUAGGAGCCAAUGAGAUCUGGGUGAGGAAGACAAGUGACAGCACCAAGAUGAGGAUCUACCUGGGCCAGCUUCAGCGUGGGCUCUUUGUGAUCCGCCGACGCUCAGCUGCUUGACUUUCUGCAGUGCUCUUCUCUUGACCCUUUUUCUGGAGUGGGUUUUAUUUUGUUUUGUUCUGUUUUGUUUUGUUUUGUUUUCUUAAUAGAAAAAUGUUAACUUCCGGGAAUAGCUACUCAGCCUUGGAAAUGGAGAGCACUGUCGUGGAUUCCUUAAGACACUUUUGUGGCUGGUCACUUCCAGCUUUGUCAGUCUUUUCUGCCUCAACUUCUUCCAGAGAUCGGUCACCAGGAGACUAUUUUACUUUCAGGAGUGUUGGGGGUUUGAUUUACUUUCCUUUUAUUUCCUUAUUUUUUGCUUAUACUUGUUUUUGAAAACCUCUGAGUUUGAAGGGACAGCUGUUUCUAUUAAUUAUCUUUAGGUCUCUCUAUCAUGGAGAAGAGCAGGAAGGGAUACACUCUCCAGUGCAUUUUCAUGUUUUGAAUCUGAUUAGUGGAUUACGUAGCUACUUUCCCCGUCGAGCCCAAUUCACUAUUUCCCCAGAAGCUUGGGGCAGAGGUCCUAGCAGGAGGAGAUGAAGUCUCCUGGCUCUCAGCCUUCUCGGACAAAUAAAUGCUUUGUGUGACAUCUGGCGCAUGCCAUCCAUUCCACUGGCUGAGUGAUGGAAAACCUUGCCUGGGAGACUGACUAUGUGCACUGAAGUAAAUGGGGUUUGGGGAGGGGACAUUUCAUAUUUAUAAUGUGCUGAAGGUACCAUAUUUUAAAUGUUAUUUAAUGCAGGUGAUUUAUUCAAACAUUCGUUCUAGCUUAAGCUGGAAUAAGAAGUGGUCAUUUCAGAAGUUUUCAUUUGGAAUUCCUUCCUCUCCCUUGUUCCCAAGUUGGCAGUAGUAGUAGGUGCCAUAGGCUGAUUAUCUGGGUAAUCUCUUAUGGGUGGGAGGUGAGUUUGAUAGUGCAAUAAUCAGUGAUCUGUAGACCCUCAUGCACGAUUCAAGUUUCAUUCUUGUGGCUGAUGCCAUUAUUGUACAUUGGCCAUUCCAAACCUGCGGAGAACUUUGUUGUCAGUUCCUGAGCACUCAUAGCUUCAUUUGGCCCAGGUUGAAGACAAGGAAAGCUCUGCUGUGGCUGCCUCUGGACUGACACCCUCCUUAAUGAGUCCUGAUGAAACAGCCUUUCCUACAUCCUUCCCUCAUUCCCAUGAUUGGAGAAAUGAUUCAUUGGGUGAUGAGUGUUGGGGUUUUCUGUACUCGUGUUGCCAUCUUGAGAUGUUUAAACAUUUGGGGGUUAGAGCAACUGUUAGCGUCUCUAUGGGCAAUCAGUAGAACUUACACAUUCUAGGAAAUCUUUCUUUGUAAGUAAUUCAUUUGGUCUCAAGUGAUUCUCUUCAUGUUGUCUCUUGAUGUACAUACCCCAUAGCAAGUUGGGGGGCUGUGAUGACAAUUAAAUCACCUUCUCUGAAGUUCUGGCUCUACAGAGACCAAACCUUACUGACUUGUACAAGUAAAGACUUAUACAGAUAGAUUUUUGUUUUAAUUUAUCUGUUUUUUCCUCCUUUUUUUUUUUUCUGGUGUUGGAGUCUUAUUUAGAAAACAGGAUAAAUGACGCUAUUAUCAAAAGUUGCCUGGGGUUCUGUGUUUCUUCUCUGCCCUCCAACCCCCGACUGCUAUGAUGUUUACUACAGUGAACCCAGCCCAUUGUAAACACAGGCUUCACCUGUUCUUGUUUGUUAGCCUUGGCUGUGAGACAGGACUUCCCUGUCUUGAACUGUUACACAUACGAUGUGUAUGUCACGUCGCAUAUCAUGCAGCUGUUGGUUUUCAUGUAGUGCCGUGUGGUGGAAAUUAGAUGUAUUUCAUGUAUUUUUUCAUUGAAGGUGGGGUUUUUCAAUGAUCAUGUGUUUUGUCCUAAACGGUAUACCAAAGUUUGUUUUUAUUGUUGAGGAUUGUAUUGAUAACCACUGGGGUUCUGCAUUGAAGCAGCAACAAGUUGCCUCUUUUUCUGGCCUUCUCUGGUGGGACCUCUGUGCUUUUGUGAAGCAACUAUUUAUUUGAAGACCAGGGUAUGGGCACUUUUGCCUUCUCUCCUCUCUGACUUUUGAGGGUAUUGAGGGCGCCCUUAGUCAUAGUGUCGACUCCACUACUGCCUUCUCGGUGUCCUCACAACCCUUAAUUGGGCCUAGUGAAAAUGGGGGCAGAUGAGAAGUCCAUUUGAGAAUCAGCAUAGUAAAUUACAUUUCUAAUCCCAGAGGACUUAAUCUUUUCUUUUGUCACCCCAGAGGUGAAAAAUCAGCAGUUGAACCGUUCUGACAGGCCUCAGUGGUGACCAGGAACAGAAGCAGCCUUCCUGUUAGUAGAUGGGGUUACUUCUCUGGUGGGCAGAAGCCUAACUAAAGGGGAAAACACACUUUGAGGUUUCUAGAUGAGGAGGAGGUUAGCUUCUAGCCUGGGUGGCCAUUAUUCCAAAAGAUCUUUGUCUCUCACUAGACCCCAGGGCACCAGAUGAAUUUCCAAGUUUAAACUAUAUCCUGCAAGUGAUUACUUUGAAUCAGACCAUUCUGAUCAAGAACCUGUGUAUGUGUUGUGUUAGAGGCAUCUGCCUCAAGUCUGUGUACAGUGUUUGCUGCGGUGUGUUCCAAUAUUCAUUUUAUCUCUGCUUGGAGGUUUUGUGUGUUCCCCUCCCCCCAUGCCCUGCCUACCCCAUUUUCCCUGAACCAUGUCCUCUUGAAUAAUUUCCAGAUGGAUUUCUGUAGCCAUACCAAAGCCAGGGUGUUUUCAUUCAUGCGGAUACUGGUAUUUAUAGAUGUCUGACUACCUAACUUAAUUUUUCUUUUUGAACUGCCAACUGGGGCCAGUGUAAGAUCGAUCCCAGAGGCUGAUCUGCAAAUCAAGCUACAUGUAUUUGUGUAUGAGACCCUGUGUUCAGGACUGGGUGGCUUUUCUAAGAAAUAUGGGGUUUAAAGUGGAGUUGACUGUAUUUUUUAACCUAAUUCUGGAGAGAGGAUUGUAUUUUUUAUGGUUUUUUGGUUUUGGCUUCCUUCUAACAUUUCUUUAGCCUUGAAUUUUUACUAAAUAAAUUUCCUCCUGAUUAAUUUUUUUUUUUUUUUCUCAUCUGCGAAUUUGAAAUCUCGGUGCUUACUGUUACACCAGUUUUUCCAAAGAGUUGAAAUCACUUUAAUGCCAGAACAUGAUAAAUUUGCAGCCAUUUCAAGCAGCUGGUAGUCUUUUUUAUAACAUCGUUAACGGGUACCAUUAAAUAUUCUGAGAGGUGAAUGUAAAAUGUAAAAGGUGUAGGGUUUUUUUUAAAAAAAGAAAACAAUAAACUUUCAAAGAGAAAACCA